Molecule: messenger RNA, 676 nt
Organism: Magnolia sinica
Lineage: Eukaryota; Viridiplantae; Streptophyta; Magnoliopsida; Magnoliales; Magnoliaceae
Exons: 2
Coding region: 146-418 (90 amino acids)
Source: RefSeq, a predicted model, not a curated record
UAAAGGAACCAGCCCUAUAUUUCCCAUCCCCUGUGGAGCCGUCCCCAUUUCUCCGUGCUUGAUUUCUCCUCUCUCGCUUCUGCAGAAGAAGAAGAAGAAGAAGAAAAGCUAGGGUUAGGGUUUCUGAUAUUCAGAUCUCUCUCCAAUGGCUUGGAGGAACUUCUACAACGAGGUCAAAGGGCUGAAAGUGAGGGAUCUGCCGGCCCAUAUAAAGCCGAUGCUGUCGAUCGACUACGUGAAGAAGUCGAUCAGCCGAGGCCUGGACAACUACCACGCCAAGUACAUACAGACGAGCUCCAUCGAACCUCUUUAUCAUGUCUGCUUUGGCGGCAUGAUCUUCUCCUACCUCGUCGCUCUCCCCGAGGAGCGCCGCCAUCUCGAGCACCAGCAGCACGCCAAGGAGCACGGCGGGCAUUGAUUGGUUAUCGCGGUGAUGCAGGUAUUCGCAUGGGGGUUGAUGAUGGGGCUAUUCAGAGGUUGAUUUGCGUCAAGAAUCCCAUCUGCUUGGUUUUUUUUUUUUUCCUGCUUUCACUGUCUUUGUAGCAAAACUGAUGCUAGUCCCUUUUCAAUGUGGAAGCAUUGACUGAUGAAAUAAUUCCAGUUUGUCUGUGGAUUUAUGAUACAUUUGUUGCUGAUAUCUUGGUAUUUUCCACCAGUGAAAACAUCCUUCUCUGAA